This is a messenger RNA of Myxocyprinus asiaticus (Chinese sucker), 1644 nucleotides long. RefSeq names its product neuropeptide Y receptor Y7 (gene npy7r). Gene Ontology annotation, cellular component: membrane. NCBI's taxonomy places the organism in Eukaryota, Metazoa, Chordata, Actinopteri, Cypriniformes, Catostomidae. Gene Ontology annotation, biological process: G protein-coupled receptor signaling pathway. The record is from RefSeq and is a predicted model, not a curated record. The transcript is spliced from 2 exons. Bases 218 to 1387 code for a protein of 389 amino acids. Gene Ontology annotation, molecular function: neuropeptide Y receptor activity.
UGCAUAUCUUUUUUAUUAUUAUUAUUUUACUACGGAUAUGCAUUUAGUGCGCAAUGCACAAGUGCGUGUGUGUUUUUGCAUCUCAGGAAGGAUGAAGCUGAUCCUACAGGAACAAAAGCGUGAACCUGUCUCAUGCAUCGCGGAUACGAGAACUUCACAGCGCGCGCAGCGCUAUCACCCCCUUUAAUAUGAGGAUAAAAAAGCCGAAAUAACGUUCAUGCUGUAUGUCCUUGGACUGAAUGAAGGAACCAAGUUUAAUAUGGGCCAAACAGAUACAGCCAACGAAAUGGAAGACAUGGUCCAUGAUGGCGAUGAAGAGACCAUCUGGCACGAAGGCAUCUUGGUCAAUGACAGCAAUCCUUACAAACCCACCUUUGUGGAUGACAUCACCAAGCACCUGAGUGUUCAGAUUUCUCUUAUAUUAGCAUACUCGCUAAUAAUCCUACUAGGAUUUUUGGGCAACACCUUGGUCAUUUACAUGAUCAUUCUGUACAGAAACAUGCGUACGGUCACCAACUACUUCAUUGCUAAUCUCGCUUUGGCCGACUUAAUGGUGGACACAGUGUGCUUGCCUUUCACGCUUGUAUACACAUUGUGGGACGAAUGGAAGUUUGGUGCCAUAAUGUGUCAUAUGGUGCCUUACAGCCAAGCUCUGAGCAUCCACGUGUCCAUUCUUACUCUAACCGUCAUUGCUCUAGAGCGCUAUAGGUGUAUCGUCUUCCAUCUUGGCCAACGCCUCAACAGAUGCACUAGUUUUAUCAUCAUCGGCCUGAUUUGGACAUUCGCUGCCGUACUAGCCAGCCCAUUGGCUAUUUUCCGGGAAUAUCGCUACGAGGAGAUCCCAUACAUUGACUUACGGAUCGCAGUUUGCUCCGAGAAAUGGCCCAAUGGAACCAAUCGUGAUGCAGUCAUCUAUAGUCUAUCAAUGCUUCUAUUGCAGUACAUGGUACCAUUGGCGAUCAUCAGCUAUGCUUAUGUGUGUAUCUGGAUUAAACUGAAGAACCACGUCAGCCCUUCCAACCGCAAUGAUGGUAUCAUGCGUCGCAAAAAGACCACAAAGAUGUUGGUGCUGGUAGUCGUGGUCUUUGCUGUCUGCUGGCUUCCCUUUCACGUGUUUCAGCUGGCUAGUGAUCUCGACUUGGUUCUGAAGUUCAAAGAGUACAAACUCAUCUAUACCUUUUUUCACAUCGUGGCAAUGUGCUCAACCUUUGUCAAUCCGUUGCUGUAUGGUUGGAUGAACCAGAACUACAGGAAUGGUUUUCUCAUGUUCUUCCGCUGUGAACACAAACCAGACAGUAUCUAUCCUGAUGGGUCCUUCAGAACUCGAUCGUUGCGAGGGAUGAUUGUGAAUGGGCACAAUGAUGGUCAACCUGCAACUGCAGUCUGAUCACAAAGACUAGGGCUGUGUUGAGAAUAGCUACUACUUUGACUAAUUCUGCUGUGAAUAUUAUGUAUACUUUGCAUAGUAUGCAAAUUUUCUAUAUACUGAUGACCCAGAUGACCUAUUACAGGGCAGUAUACACAGGGUUGGGAGUGUUACUUUUGAAAUGUAUUCCACUACAGAUUACAGAGUACAUGCUGUAAAAUGUCAUUUGUAACGUAUUCCAUUAGAUUACUCAAGGUCAGUAACGUAUUCUAAAUACU